This is a messenger RNA of Vitis riparia (riverbank grape), 1288 nucleotides long. RefSeq names its product protein SODIUM POTASSIUM ROOT DEFECTIVE 3-like. The coding region runs from base 183 to 995 and encodes 270 amino acids. The transcript has 3 exons. Gene Ontology annotation, molecular function: metal ion binding. The record is from RefSeq and is a predicted model, not a curated record. Lineage: Eukaryota; Viridiplantae; Streptophyta; Magnoliopsida; Vitales; Vitaceae.
UUUAAUUCUCAAUGGACACUGCUCCACUCUCACCAAGAGUUCAAGCUUAAAAGCAGAGCAAACAAACUUCUUGAGAAGCUCUCUCUCUCUCUCUCUCUCUCACUCACUCUCACUCACUCUCACUCUCAAAUGCAUAUUCCCUAAACCACUAGUUGUUGUCUAUCUGUUAUCUUUCUCCAAAGAUGAAAGGAAUCGAUAUAUUCUGUGCAUCACAAGCUUCAACAGCCAUAUGUGUGAGCAUGGAACCAGGGUCGUCUUCUUCCUCCGCCAUUGAUCAGGGUGGCCGUGCAAUUGAUCGGCACAAUCCCAUUAUCAGAGAUGCAAGAAGGAGCAGCAUUAAAACUCUCACCACUCCUUGUUCUUCUCAAUCACCCAUCAAUCCUAAACCUUACCACCAGCUCCACCAAAAGAAUCGAAAAACCACUGGUAAGCCAAAUGAUCAAAUCAAGAAGGCCUCUGCAAAGAACGUUGAUCAAUAUGGGAAGAGCUCUGCUAAGCCAUUGGAUAUGCUCAGAAAGAGCUCGGCUAAGUUUGUAGAUUUAAUCAGCCCUCCUGGUUCAUCAAGGUAUCUUUUGAGUGAGCCACCCUUCUUCGACGUGUUACCUGAUUUUGAUCCAGUUUUAGCAUUGGUUCCUGUUGAACCCAAGAAGGCAAAAGCUGUAAAUCUUGAUGAUGAUUCCCCUGUCUUGAAACCGUCUUCGUCAUCUGGCUCUUCCGACUCGAAACCUUCUUCAUCCUCAGGCUCUGCCGACCAGGUUGUGGUUUUGAGGGUGUCCCUGCACUGCAAAGGCUGUGAAGGCAAAUUGAGGAAACACAUCUCUAGAAUGGAAGGGGUGACAUCUUUCAACAUAGACUUUGCAGCGAAGAAGGUAACAGUGGUGGGAGACGUGACGCCGUUAGGCGUCCUGGCAAGUGUGUCAAAGGUGAAGAGCGCGCAACUUUGGACACCUGCCAUGGCAUCAUCAUUGCCUCAUGGGUUGGCUCGAGUGAAAUAGAAUCAAGACCUAAUCAAAGGAAAAAGGACUUAGGAAGAAAAGAAAAAGGAAAUUUCAGUAGGGGAGUGUGAAUCUGUGAUGAGGGUGAAUCAGAUGCUUAAUUUAGUGUAAAUGCAGUCACAGCGUGGGUAGCCGAAGCAGAAUCUGUCCCUUAGGAGAAAGUAAAGUAGGAGAGGUAUUGAUUCUCUUUUUCAGUUAUGCUCAGAAACUCUUGUUCUUAAUUUGAACGAAAACAAUGGUGCCUUUUUAGAUAUAUUAAUUAAUUAUUAUUAAACACUUGCUUAAGUAUGGCC